CUCUCAUCCCCCUCCAAACCCCAAACCCCUCAGCAGCAGCCGACAAAGAAUCCAAUUCUGCCCCAGGAGCCUGUCAGGUAGAAAACGUGAAAUUACUCGAUCGCUAUGUAGCCAAGAAAUCGGCCAACGGGACCCUGUACCUGACUGCCACACACCUCAUCUACGUAGACGUAUCUGCUGAAGUCCGGAAGGAAACGUGGAUUUUGCACCACCACAUUGCCAGUGUGGAGAAACUGCCUCUUACCCCUGCAGGGUGUCCCCUGCUCCUCCGCUGCAAGAACUUCCGAGUGGCUCACUUCGUCUUCGGGUCCGAGCGCGAGGGCCAUGCGGUUUAUUCCUCUCUCCUGAAGCUUUCCCAACCAGUGAAACCAGAUGAACUCUACGCUUUUGCGUACAACCCCAAGUCUUCCAAAGACAGCCGGGAAAGUGGAUGGAAACUGAUUGACGUGAAAGCAGAUUACCGGCGAAUGGGGAUACCAAAUGAAUACUGGCAGAUAACAGAGGCCAACAAGAACUACGAGGUCUGCAGUACUUACCCUCCUGACUUGGUGGUGCCAAAAACGGCCAACAGGACUACAGUGGUGGGAAGUGCCAAGUUUAGAAGCCGAGGAAGGAUCCCGGUGCUUUCGUACUUCUACAAGGCGAACAAUGCCGCCAUAUGCCGCUGUAGCCAACCCCUGUCUGGGUUCAGUGCUCGCUGCCCUGAGGAUGAGCAGAUGCUGCAAGCCAUCAGCCAGGCCAAUCCGGGAAGCCCGUUCAUGUAUGUCGUAGACACGCGGCCAAAGCUGAACGCCAUGGCCAAUCGUGCAGCCGGAAAAGGGUACGAAAACGAGGACAACUACGCCAACAUUCGUUUCAAGUUUAUCGGCAUUGAAAACAUCCACGUGAUGCGAAGCAGCUUGCAGAAACUCCUGGAAGUCUGUGAAAUGAAGGCCCCAUCCAUGAGUGACUUCCUGGCUGGCUUGGAGAACUCCGGGUGGCUGAGGCACAUCAAGGCCGUCACGGACGCCGGGAUCUUCCUCGCGCAGGCGGUGGAAAGAGAGAAGGCCAGCGUCUUGGUCCAUUGUUCAGACGGGUGGGACCGUACGGCGCAGGUCUGCUCUCUGGCCGGCAUCCUCUUGGAUCCCUUCUACAGGACCUUCAAAGGGCUCAUGGUGCUGAUUGAAAAGGAAUGGAUAUCCAUGGGCCACAAAUUCUCCCAAAGGUGCGGUCACCUAGAAGGGGACCCCAAGGAGGUGUCGCCGAUCUUCACCCAGUUUGUGGAGUGUGUCUGGCAGCUGAUGGAGCAGUUCCCCUGUGCCUUUGAAUUCAACGAACGGUUCCUGCUGGAGAUUCACGACCACGCCUUCUCCUGCCAGUUUGGAAAUUUCCUCGGGACCUGCCACAGGGAACGGGAGGAGCUGAAAAUCUGUGAGAAGACACAUUCCCUGUGGCCCUUCCUGUUACAGAAGAAACAGGAGUUUCGGAAUCCACUCUACAAGGGCGUCACUGCUUACGGGACCCUACAACCCAACACUUUACCUUUCAGCUUUCAGUUUUGGUGUGGGAUGUUCAACCGAUUCGACAAAGGCAUGCAUCCCAAACAGAGCGCCCUGGACCACCUCCUCACCUGCCUGAGACAGAAAACAGAGUUGGAGGAGAACACGACCCAGCUGGAGAACGUGAGUUCCCCUGGCCAGAAACUGCCGGACCUCGGCCGUCCCUUCUCGGAACGCCCCGGCACACAGCCCGAGAAGACGUCGGUUAAGCCUCCGAGAAGCCCACUGGCCGACAGCCCCCUAAGGUGCGAGGAGGAGCCGUCCGCUCCGUUCCCCAAUGGCAGCCUCACCCCUAACCUGGCCCCAAGGCCGAAAGAGAGCCCGCCCCCUCCCCACAGGGGCCACAGCGUGACGGGGACCAUCGAGGCGAGCGUGGUGGGGGGCGGGAGCCCCGAGCAGCAGCAGCAGUGAGCAGCCACCCCUGCCCCGGACGCAGCAGGUGGAGCAGAGCGGAAGACCGGACUCCGGAAAGACUCUCGUCCCCUGGCCUGCCCGAUCGGAUGCCGAUGACUCGGGGGCCCAGGGGUCAGCGACAGUGGGUUUGGGGGACGUGAGCGGGCCAGGUUGCCCUCGAGGUGGGGGCGGGAGAGCAGAUCUGGGAGUGGGCUCGGCUGGGGUUGGAGAGUUUUCCAGUCGGAUGUUGAAUCCUUUGCCAGUAGCCCAAUUUGUGCCGGGCCCGCUCUCCUCCCUUGUCCUGUAGAGAACAGGCAGCUGGAAGCCCAGAGUCUGUGGCUCUGGCCUGGUUUGGGGGGUGGCCCAAAAUAGUGGUUCUUCAAAUUGUUUCAGCUGGAAGGGGGUGGAUGGGCAUGUGCCCAAGGUUUAGCCCCAAGAUGGAUCACCUCCUUUUCCCUGCUGCUUCUCGCCCCCCGCCAACCGCAGUCAGAGAAGUGGUGGGAUUGCAAAUCAUGGCCGGGCAGGUGACAUCGCUACUCCCUGGGACAAAUGGGCUAUCCCCUCGGACUUCCACUGCUCCCUGCACCCUCGGGAGGGGGAAUCUGGGCCUUGUUCUGAAGCCCAGCCAGGGCAGUCCAGUGUCUUUUUUUUUUUUUGACCAUGCAUCAGAGAGUUCCAGGUGCUUAUGAUUUUUCUGGCCCCUGAUAAUUAUACACUUUUUUGAGAGGUCCAGACCCAAUGUGGGUAGCCAAUAGUGCACCCUCUAAAGAGGGAGGAGGGUCUUGGAGGAAAGCAGGGAGCCCUGGUUCCCAUCCAGGUGCCUGUCUUCCUUCCUACAUUAUUCUUGACUCGCCUUUUCUCCCCGAGGGUCGGAGGUGUGAGGCCCUUGGGGCUUCCAGACUUCUGCAGGCCACGCUCUGGUCGGCCAGCUGCUUUCCUUCUGUCCCGAUGGGGGACAGGAGCCUUACCCAAACUCCCUGAGCUUCUCUCCUCCUUUACCCACCUCCGCCCCUCAUCAUGUCUGUGUUACGACCUAAGUCACGGGGGAAAACAAGAUUGUUUCGGGCAGGAGGUUUCUCGCUGGGGAUGUCUCCCGGUGUCGCAAGAAAGGGCAAGGGGAACAAAGAAUGUACUCCUCACCUCUUCCCCAGGCCUCACUACUGACUUCAGAACCCCGCUUUCUUGAGAACAAUUCUGACUUCUCAUCCUUACUCAAAUCUCAAAUCCUCUUCCGCCUUAGUGCCGCUUUCUCGGGCCACUGUCCCCACUGCCCUUUUCCUCAUUCCGUGGAGGAAAAAAAGGUCGUAGGGUCAAAUCAGGCAUCCCAGCCUCGUUUUCCAAAGGGGAGUUUGAUACAGGGGACGGUGAUGUGCCCAUCUGGCUGCAGGAAAUUUGAUGCCCGGAGAUCUGUUUCCAGACCUGUUGCCUUUCAUCCCUUAAAUUCCGUUUUCCGGGCAAUUUGAAGGACGCAUAGUUGUCUUUGUGGGGAAAGGGAGGAAUCCUAGGGUGGUGACUGGCAUUUUGUAAAGUCCCAGGGAGGAGGAGGAUCAUUUCCCCAGGCCCAGUUGAAGGGAUUUUGGAGAAUUCUGAAAUCCCGGGCCCAGCACAAAAUUAUUCUACUCGUCACAGGGCUCAACAGCAUUGACGUUGAGAAGGCAGGUUGAGGUCAAGCCUCCUGGAUCCCCGAAUGUUGGGGAACACAAGGUUGUGUAGCCUGCUGUUGUUGGAAACCAGAAGGUUGUGGUUUCUGGGGGUUGUGUUUCUUCGCCCACCAAAAUAUGGCUGGAGUCCAGUUCUGCGAGUGAAGUCCAGAAACCUGAGAAUUUUUCUGAAUUCUUGCCCUGUCCUCUUAGGCCUGGGGCGGAGUUGAUAAAGUGUGUUUUUUUUAUAUUUAUCUCGAUUUAGUCCUCUUCAUUCCCCACCCAUCAUCUUUUGCCUGCUUCCCUCCUCCCUUUAAGGGAAAUGGGCAGGGCUUGAAGACACGGCUGAGAACCCCCAAAACCUGCAGUUAAAGAAUCUGCGGUGGAUUCUUUUUUUAGGCUUGAGAUUCCAGAUUCGGAGGGUGGGGGAAUAAGCCCAUUGUGACUCAACGGCAUUUAGGCACUGGAAGAAGCAAAAGCGGCACUAUGGAGUGGAGGCUGGCGAUACCAGAGAUUCUUCAGGAAACUUCGGAGGGUGCCCCGUGGCUGUUGGAGGAAAGAAAGGACUAGCUAUUAAUAGCCUUGCUUGUGAUAGAGAGGGUCUCACAUUCUAAAAGCUGAAAUUCCAUUCCCACGUAGCUCUGGGAUAUAAAGGGCAAGAGCUCGGAACAGCUGUGGAGCUGGGCUUAGCUUCCAAGGAGAUUGAAAAGGGAUUGCUACCUCUAUACUCCUUUCAGACAGCAAAUUGUGUGUGUGUAUAUGUGUGUGUCUGUGAUUGCUCCCUCUGGCUCCAUCCAGGGUUCACAUGGACCAACCGCUUUCAGAGAGAGGUCUGGAGUUGCAGCGAGAAUCGAAGCGUUCCCAGAUUUUGACCCCAAAGUGCUUUUCCGGGCCUUGGCGUCGGUCCCAAAGGCCUGGAAGCCGCCGAAAGCUGAAGGUCUCUCGUUGGAGCAGCACCGGGCGAUAGCCCAUCAAAGACAAAAAUAGUUUUCUCCAACUGCCACGGACUUGGCUGGGCCUUUGAUAAAUGACAUUUUAUAAAUAAGGCCAUUUUCAGAACGUAGGAUUGCCCUUCGGAAAAAUGAUUCGUAGAAGGGGUCUGUCCCUUUACGUGCAUUGACUUGUUCCUGGAAAGAUUAGUCCUCCUGACUUCUGCCAGCAUUUGAUGGGUUUGAUGUAAACGAGACCCCCAAGUGAUUCUGACUCUUUUUAAAGGCAGAAACACAAUUGUGGGCAGCAGAGAAGAAACACCGUUUUCAAGACUAAGCAUUCCAGGUGUUGUGGGCUCAUAGACUCCAGGCCUAACUCAUCUAUUAGUCGGAGCUAGCAAGGUCAUGUUACUGGGCAUGGGAUUUGCCAUAUGCCACAGGAGAAGGUGGAGUGUUUCCGUGGCUGUCCGAUUUGUACGCAGCCUCUUUGCAGAGGAAGGACAAGUGUUUGGAGUUUGGAUAAUCUGAAGAGGCUGGACUGGGUUGGGUUUGAGGGUGGCGGGAUGUUGGAUCGCCAGAUACCUUCUUGACAUAGAUGGCACCCAAGGUUGCCAGGCUUUGAGCUGGGGGGUCUCCUGAGCUGGAAAGGGGGAUCCAUCCAUGUGGCUCUUGCCUUUCUCCACGUGGGUUGGCGUUCAUCGCCGAAGAGGAUCCCGAGCCAUGAGAAUGCCGCUGCUGGCGGCCGGGCCCGUCGGCUUCACUUCACUCUCAUCGCCAACAGGGCUGGUGGCCAUUUUCUGGAAUUCCUGGGAAUUCUGCUACGGGAUCCAUUGUUUCUGGGUUGGGAUACAAAAGGAAGAGCAGGUGUAGUUCUGAAGAUGUAGGCCGCGUGGGUCCUUGCAUACCGCAUCUCUCAGGAGCCUCAGUGGUGGACCGCAGUUCGGAUUCCCAUGUUCAGAGAAUUUAUGCGCCGAGUGAAACCUCCCUCCUGAAGUCGGAUAUCUUUUCUGCUUCCAGCUGAGAGCCCCAGGGGAUGAGAGAAGCCAGGACAAGGGAGCAGUUGACAAUUCCAAGGCAGAAAGGCCCCAAAACCUGGAAGGUUCCGAGCCAGCCUAUUGUAGUCGUCGUCUUUUCCGGGCCUGGAGUGUUCACUGUGCUGUAGCUAUAAUUUUCAGGCCCGAAUUCGCUCCGUUGUUUAGCGGAGUGCAGAGGAGAGCACUUUGUUUGUUCUGUUUUACUAACCACGUAUUAGGUCUCCAGUGAAUUAUUGUGGCAGCUUAAAUGGUAAAUGCUAGUUGGGCUAUUGCAGUAAAACAUGCCCACUUCCUGCAUCAGACACCCCCACGGAGGGUCAUUUGUGUGAGUGACUGAUUUAAAGGUUCCUGUCUGUUUUAUAUUGAGGCCGUAUGCGUGUAAACCCUUGUCCGGUUGAUGCCCUGCCUGUUUUUGUAUUGCGUUUUGGAGAGCACUGCCCUUUCCCCAAAAACCGUGUUCCCCAGACCCAUGGUGGUUUUGUUGUUACAGUUUAUUUUGUUUAAAAUAAAAUUCUUUACAUUUUUUUGGAG
Messenger RNA from Tachyglossus aculeatus (Australian echidna), 6065 nucleotides. It is a transcript of the gene MTMR8, whose product is annotated as myotubularin related protein 8. The record is from RefSeq and is a predicted model, not a curated record. Bases 468 to 1949 code for a protein of 493 amino acids. Gene Ontology annotation, cellular component: nuclear envelope. The transcript has 14 exons. Lineage: Eukaryota; Metazoa; Chordata; Mammalia; Monotremata; Tachyglossidae. Gene Ontology annotation, molecular function: phosphatidylinositol-3,5-bisphosphate phosphatase activity. Gene Ontology annotation, biological process: dephosphorylation; negative regulation of autophagy.